Molecule: messenger RNA, 319 nt
Organism: Callithrix jacchus (white-tufted-ear marmoset)
Lineage: Eukaryota; Metazoa; Chordata; Mammalia; Primates; Cebidae
Product: cytochrome c oxidase subunit 7C, mitochondrial-like
Biological process (GO): mitochondrial electron transport, cytochrome c to oxygen
Cellular component (GO): respiratory chain complex IV
Source: RefSeq, a predicted model, not a curated record
UUUCCCCAUCUUUCCUUUCGAUCCUUGCGCACAGGGGAGCAAGGUCUUGAAAAAAGGGUCUUGGUGAGGUGCCGUCAUUUUUUCUGUCCUUGGUCUCUAUGCCUUUCGCAGAGCUUCCAGCAGCGCUAUGUUGGGCCAGAGCAUCCGGAGGUUCACAACCUCUGCGGUCCAUAGGAGCCACUAUGAGGAGGGUCCUGGGAAGAAUUUGCCAUUUUCAGUGGAAAACAAGUGGUGGAUACUAGCCAUGAUGUGUUUGUACUUUGGAUCUGCAUUUGCUGCACCCUUCUUUAUAGAGAGACACCAACUGUUUAAAAAAUAA